CUCAUUCUCUCCGCGGAAUCUUGAUCUUCUUUCUCCUUUCCAGGGACGGUCUUGCUUCGUCGUCGUCGUUUGAUUUUCAGUUACCUCAUUAUUUUGUCUGCCGUCUGCGAUAAGCCCUCCAAUAUUGCCAUUAAUUGAUUUUUUUUCCUUGUACGAUACUCAGAUGAGCGCAGGCUGGCCGAAGCUCAACAGUCGUACCGGACUAUAAUUCGUCACAAUGCCAGGGACAGUUGCAGAGGGGCCAACGGUGGCCAUGUCGUUUGCCAAUAAUUUCUGGGGAAAAGAAGAUGCUGGCGUCGGGCCUAUGAUAGAUCGAAUGCACAACGCGAAGACGUCUUGCGACGAGCUGAAGACGUUCUAUAACAUUCGAGCCGCUAUCGAAGAUGAAUACGCAAGAAAACUGUUGGCGCUCUGCCGCAAACCGCUUGGAUCGACUGAGAUAGGCUCGCUACGGGCAUCAUUCGAUACUGUCCGCGGUGAAACCGAAGCUAUCGCGAAGGCCCACGCAGCAAUUUCCACACAAAUGAAGAGAGAAUUGGAGGAGCCGCUGAUCGCUUUUGCGGGUGGAUCAAAAGAGCGCAGGAAGAUCAUUCAGAAUGGUAUCGAACGUCUUCUCAAAACUAAGAUACAGCAGACCCAUGUUGUCAACAAGACGAGAGAUCGAUAUGAACAAGAUUGUUUGAGGAUCAAGGGCUACUUGGCACAGGGCCACAUGGUCAUGGGCCAGGAGGAGCGCAAAAACAAAGCCAAGCUUGAAAAGACGCAAAUACAAUUAGCGUCUAGUAGCAGCGAGUACGAAGCGGCUAUCAAGAUUUUAGAAGAGACAACUGGACGUUGGAACAAGGAGUGGAAAUCCGCCUGCGAUAAGUUCCAAGACCUUGAGGAGGAGAGGCUCGAUUUCACCAAGAGUAGUCUUUGGACAUACGCAAACAUCGCAUCGACUGUUUGUGUUAGCGACGAUGCUUCCUGUGAGAAGAUUCGUCUUUCCCUGGAAGAUUGCGAGGUGGAGAAAGACAUCAUCAACUUCAUUAAGGAAAGGGGAACUGGGCAAGACAUUCCAGACCCACCAAAAUUCAUCAAUUUUUGUCGGGGUGGACUUGAUGACACUAGCUCGGAGGCAUCGGAGGAAGAAGGUUACUCUGUUGCACAGUUCCAGCGCACGAUCAAUCCAGCAUAUCGCAGUUCUUCACCGCAGCCUUCAACCUACGAGUCUCAUAUCGACCCGGAUGCUGAGAUCGCAGCCAAGGUCAACAGGCCUCAUACUCCCUCAAGCAGGGAAGGUACUGCCACCCCACAGAAGCCGCCGCCACAGCCAAGGCAACAAGCACCUCCUCAGCCUAUGCCGCAGCCAGUGCAGCAGUCAAUGCCGCAGCCGAUGCCACCGCCUGUCCAGCAACCCGUUCAACCGCCGCCGCCGGUGCAGCCAGUACAGCCAAUGCAGCCCCCACCUAUGCAACAGCCCGCUCCGUUGGAUCUCCGCCGUGGUGGAUACCUACCACCUAAUUAUGAUCCUAAUGAGCAUGGUGAAAUCGGUACUGUGCCACAUAACGCAUAUCCAACGGAUGGCAUGACGAUGUUCUGCCGAAAAGGUCCACCUUCGGAGCGCAGCUUAGGGACAAACAGCGCUUACAGACCGUCAAGCCGGGACUCCCAAAGCGAAGUAUCUAAUCCGACUUCGAUGUCAAGCCAAGAACCUUCAAGCGCCAGGCAGUCUCCAACCAAGCCCACCAACGGUGUCGCGCUCCCCGGUAUGGAUAAGCAGGUUCAAAAGAAGAGAAGUGCGUUUUUCAGCAACAGUCCUUUCAGACGCAAGAGCCGGCACGAUAAGGACCGCCAUUCAGGACCAGCUCAGGCCCCUCCUCGCAACACAUUUGAACCAGCAGCAAAACAGGCGAGCCCGGUCAAAGCUUCCCAGCCUCACCAGCCUAUCUCUGUUCCAGAUCCAGGCAGGGUUUCCGGUAGUCCUGAGCCUGUUGACCCAAGAGCCAAUUUCCAACUCAACGUGGGAAAUAAUGUGUUUGAUGUGGAAUCGCCAGACAAGAAUACCAAGAAGGUAGCCCAGGCAGGCAAGAAAACAGAGGAGGAGCAAGACCCUGUCGCCCGAGCCUUAGCAGAUCUUAAGGGAGCAGGGAAGCCAUCAGCGAUCCGGGUUUCCGCCGACAGAUAUCAUGGUAUCGCUACACCAGUUCCGCCAUCAGCUGCGGCAUCAACGGCCACCCCGGGCUCCGUGGCAACACCUCCUCCAGCGUAUAAUGAUUCAUCAUUGAAACGUCUUGAUGCGCCACAGCCCGCUUUCACCGCUGCUCAGAUGCAGAAAACAACUCAGAGGUACACCGGCCAAGCUCAAAGUAUGCUUAGGGGCACCAGCCAGGCUCCCAGGCGCAACAGUGGCCAAACACAGGAAGCUCCACGCGCCAAGUCGCCGGCUUCCAGGCGCAGCGCCAGCCCUCAGGUCAAUUCUCCUCGGGUGGACACGCGCAUGGGCCAGUAUAGUCGAACAGCAAGUCCAAGCCCAAGUUCCUACCAGUCAAAUAGCAUGAAAAGCCGAUAUGCACAAUCUCCAACCGUUUCCACGCCACCCCAGCGUCCUGUCGAUGCUGCUACACCCCGCUCUAGACGGGGCUCUGUGGCCACGGCAAUGCCUCGAGCAGUGUCUCCACAGCCUCAGUAUCGACAAUCUCCCACAGCGGCUGCUUCGCGAGCUGUUUCCCCUCAGCCGCAAUUCCGACAGCCUCCGCGAGCUGUGUCGCCUCAACCCCAGUUCCGACAGCCUCCGCGAGCUGUGUCGCCUCAACCCCAGUUCCGACAGCCUCCGCGAGCUGUGUCGCCUCAACCUCAGUUCCGACAACAAGCUCGUCCUUCAAGCGCUGGAGGCAUGGAGCUACAGUUGUCCAGUCAACCUGAUAUGUAUGGCGGCAGUCAAGAUGGCUAUGGAUCUCGGCGCGACAGCGGUAGACCCAUGUCCUAUUAUGGAGACAACGCCAGUGUGCGCAGCCGCUCGAGGAGCCGGUCGAUGGCUGUUGCCGAUCCUGGCAGACAGUUUAGUCGGGAUGGCAGACCCAUUUUACACUUUGCUCGAGCAAUGUACAGCUACACGGCCGCCAUCCCUGAGGAACUCGGCUUCAGCAAAGGCGACGUGCUUUCCGUCAUCCGGCUCCAAGACGAUGGUUGGUGGGAAGCCGAGAUCACGACCUCUCGAAGCCGGACCGGAUUGGUGCCGAGCAACUACUUACAGAUCAUCUAAAAUCAGCAGCUUUUUGAAGUUACGCAAUGACCCAUACCCUUACUAUGUUAUGAACAGUUUAUCCACCCAAAGGACAGAGAGUGCACCUUUAUCCUAAUUGAUGUGUUCAUGAUUUUGAUACCAGAUUGUGCCUAAUUUCUUUUGACGUCUCCGUUGCGGAUAUUCUCGUUCCUCUUCCUUCAGCACGUUUGCCUCACAAGCCAUGUAAUCACUCCUUUACCUACUUUGAUUCUCUCUAUUACUCUCCUUUUUAAGCCCUGUUGUUUGGCAUACGGUCCUUUCUGUUCUUGCGAUACCUACAUGUCAAUUUAAUAUGACUAUUGUCCUUCUUUUUUCUGUGGUUUGAAGUUCUGCGAUACGAUGUCGUUACCUGGAAUAUGAAAUUUUUCG
Aspergillus homomorphus CBS 101889 is the source of this 3634-nucleotide messenger RNA. Its product is annotated as formin-binding protein HOF1. Gene Ontology annotation, molecular function: phospholipid binding; protein binding. Gene Ontology annotation, cellular component: cell division site; plasma membrane; cytoplasmic side of plasma membrane. The record is from RefSeq and is a predicted model, not a curated record. The transcript has 7 exons. Bases 218 to 3244 code for a protein of 1008 amino acids. Lineage: Eukaryota; Fungi; Ascomycota; Eurotiomycetes; Eurotiales; Aspergillaceae. Gene Ontology annotation, biological process: cytoskeleton organization.